GGCCCCAAGCGAUACCGGCCAGCGCCGCUUCAAGUCGCCGACCUGCCGAAUGUAGACGCCGUCGUGAUCAGUCACAACCACUACGAUCAUUUAGACGAGACGACGAUCUCGGAGCUCCAUGCGCGGUUUCCGAACCUGCAGUGGUUUGUGCCGCUCGACAACACUCGGUUUUUGGCGCCACUGGGCGUUCCCGCCGAUCAGAUCACGGAGCAAAACUGGUGGGACGCAACGCGGGUGACGCUGCAAGAGGCCGAGUUUACCUUCUCGCUCGUGCCUGCGCAGCACUACAGCCGUCGGUACUUUCACGACACGAACCGGUCCCUCUGGGGCGGCUGGGUCGUCCAAGGCGUCGGCGGCUCGUUCUACUUUUCCGGUGACACGGCCUACUGCUCGUCCUUCAAGGCGAUUGGCCACCGGUUUGGCGAAUUCAGCGCCUCGGCCAUUCCGAUUGGCGCGUACGGGCCGCGCGAAGUGCUCCACAACCAGCACUGCGACGUCGCCCAAGCCAUCCAAAUCCACAAGGACGUCUCGAGCCGGUCGUCGCUCGGGAUUCACUGGGGCACGUGGACGCUCACUGACGAGCACUACCUGGAGCCCAAACACGAUCUGCAGCGGCUCAUGGCCGACGAAGACGACGCUGACACGUUCUACACCCUCGACCAUGGCGCGUCACGGGUCGUGCCGUGGCGACUAGAUUGA
Molecule: messenger RNA, 699 nt
Organism: Saprolegnia parasitica CBS 223.65
Lineage: Eukaryota; Oomycota; Saprolegniomycetes; Saprolegniales; Saprolegniaceae
Exons: 1
Cellular component (GO): cytoplasm
Source: RefSeq, a predicted model, not a curated record